Messenger RNA from Bactrocera latifrons, 1521 nucleotides. RefSeq names its product class E basic helix-loop-helix protein 22 (gene Oli). Gene Ontology annotation, molecular function: protein dimerization activity. The transcript is spliced from 5 exons. The record is from RefSeq and is a predicted model, not a curated record. Bases 377 to 1072 code for a protein of 231 amino acids. NCBI's taxonomy places the organism in Eukaryota, Metazoa, Arthropoda, Insecta, Diptera, Tephritidae.
UACCGCAAAGCGUUUAGCAACCGAACGCUCUGGCCACGCCAAACAUUUAGGACAUUUAUGAUAUUCCUGCAGCACAAUUAAAUGGCGGACGCAUAGCGUGCAUGCAAAGUUUACCGAAAGGACGAAAAUCUGGAUUUUGAAUACCACAAAGCGGCGGGGAUUUAUCCUUGUCUCGUUGGUGAGAUUGUGUGAUGUUGGCGGCUGCGGCUGCKGCUGUGGUGGURGUGUUUGUGUUGUUUUUGCCGCUGCAUGCACUUCCCUCGCCAUCGUGCCAUUAUACUAAUUCGUAGUCGGUGCCGUCAUCAGUUGGAAUCUACAAAAAUUAAUAGAAACGUUUCCUAAGUAAAUUCACUUGGAACAUACUYCACCGCUAAAAAUGGAUCAUUCAAACCUGCCAUUCGGGUUUGCUUUACCCGGUCAUGCACACAUGCCAAUACCACCAACACCAAAUUUGAUGUCUGGCCAUCCCGGCCCCACAUCUAGCCCACCGCAAAGUGUGCCCGGUAGGCGAACACCGCUUGGCGCUGUGGGGCUCGGUGGCUUCUAUGCACAAGGACUUGGUAUGUCACAGCAAGGAUCCAUGCCGACAGAUGAGAAUAAGCCCAGUCCAAGUGCACUCGGGGCUGUUGGUGGCGGAAGUUUGGGACAUGGACGGAAAUCCCCACCACAAUCCCUAUCUGGUGGCACGACCACCGUGGCCGCCGGCAGUGGGACAAGUGGAAGCGGUGGCAGUGGCAAACAGAAAAACCGACAGGCAAAAACAGUGCGACUGAAUAUAAACGCGAGAGAGCGGCGACGCAUGCACGAUUUAAACGAUGCUCUGGAUGAACUACGCAGCGUAAUACCCUACGCGCAUUCGCCUUCCGUGCGGAAGCUGUCAAAGAUCGCCACAUUGUUGUUAGCUAAGAAUUAUAUACUAAUGCAACAGAAUGCUUUGGACGAGUUGCGACGACUCUUGGCCUACAUUCAGAGCACAAGUGGGGCAGCACCGYUAGACUUAGGCUCGUUUCCUGCCGCCGCAAAACUACAGGCACUCUUACAGGGGCCCCACGAGCCACCGAAUAGUAGCUAARCAUUAUGUUACGAGCUUGUGCAAAGUAAGAUGUUGAGCGAAUAGAAGAAGAUAACGAUUUUGCGAGUGAAACGAGAUAGUGCCAAAGACACGUUCGGUUUACAACACGAAUGCUGAGUACUUCCGAUCUUUUUUUACUAUCAGCAAUUUAGUUAGUAACGCACGACUAGCUAAUAGUUUUUAAUUUUUAGAGUAAAACGAAAUCGAUUUUAAUCAGGCGCAUUUUAGUAAAUGCGUAUAAUUAUAGAGAUUUAUGUUUGAAGCAAUCUACACUAGUCAUCACAGCCAUGCCAAAAAUGUUAAGUGAUAUUUUUCUUUCAAUUUGUAUAUUUUACACAUAUUUUUAAGCAUCGAAAAAGCGAUUGCACAUUUAAUAUCUAAGUAUUUGAUUUGAUUAUGAUAUAUAUAUUUAUAGGUAAUAGUUUUUGCAAAGAACGAACUAUAAUAAA